GCGGGAACUCGACAUGAGCAGGAAGCGCGCCAGAGUGCUCACCGAGCAGGUCGCCGCGCUGGAAAGUGAGAAAUUAACCCUUCAAGAGCUGCUGUCAAAGUCAAAGGACGAGUGCCAUCGUAUCAACGAGAUGUACGCAAGCAGACAAUCGGUUCUUUUAGAAGAGAAUGAGACUCUGAGAACUGAACAUGCCGACGUAUCUGCUCGCUUGCAAGACCAAGAGGAGGUUAUGCAACAAGUCAUUAAGGAAAAGAUCUUAUUAGAGAUGGAGUUGAAGGAUAUGUUCAAUAAGUCAAACCAGACGCAUAUGCGCCUGGAUCGUUCAAUAGACGUCAGUUACACUGAGGACCAGAUGCUCACAGCACUAGACAGCCUUAAUGCUGAUAGCCGGUUUUCUCAAGGUAUCUUUGACAUUUUUUUUAAUACUGUUACCGCUUAAAAGAAAUAUCACAAGUUAACACAUUUGAAAUUGGUGUAGAAAUUAGACUACAAAUGCUUUAAUUUAUUUGUUUAACUCCUAUUUGUGCUUUCAUUUUGCAGAACUCAUUUUUCCACUCUAUAAUAUUAUGUCCUACAUAGUGUUGGGUGAUUUUGGAAAUUCAGUAAAAUAAUAUUUUUUUAGAAAAAUAUGAACACGUUUUUGGGAAGUUUAUCCAACACAAGUGCUAUGCCAAUGACAAUGUUCCACAACAAUUGAGAUUUAUUGCUAUGUUUAAUGUCAUGUUUUACAAUUCUUUCAACUUCCUGUAUAUUUAUAUACAACUCACUGCAGAUCUAUUGUGGCUACAUUAUAAAUUGGUUGGUUCAACAGAGGAAGGACCAUGCUCACAAAGGAUAUAAAAAAGUGAAAUAGGGGCAUUACACUUCUGUGUUCAUAUGUUCUAUGGGCUCAUAGACCCAGACUAUAUCUCGAUAGACCUCGGACUGUUUUAUUCCAUAAUAAGGAUAAGGAUAGAUGUAGGCAUCUAUGGAUACAUCUAGGGACUCCCUUUGACAGCCUUUCUUAUCAAAAAGUUGAUAUUCUCUUGUUUCUGUCUAUAUAUAUGUGUGUCGGUAUAAUAUUAUUUUUACAUUGAGCCAAAUAUCCAUCCAUUAUUCUAUAAAAGUCCAUUGCUGAACAUAGGCCCCCAUCAUAGAUCUCCUCAAGGGGGGAUUUUGCCAUAGUUGCUACGCUUGGCAAGCAGGUUGAAGAUGCUGCUGCCCAUCUCCUGUUUCAUUUUCCCUCUGUUGCCUCUUAAGAUACCCACGGGACGAUAUGGGGUAGUGGAUAUUCUUACACCAUCACUAAUCACCUAUAUUCUUUUUCUUAAAAGCUUUAACCAUGCUUUAUAUUUAUUUAUUCCCUUUCGCAUAGAUAAAACACAAAUUAGUUUUCUUUGCAUAGCAGUUAUAUUUAAAGAGGUGUGCCUAAUUAUUAUGUUACUACUGUAAGACAAAACUUUCUAUAUCGAAAAUAUGUUGUAUUAUUGUUUGAUUUGUAUGGCACACCUGUUUUUAUAAGCUGUUGUAAAGCUAUAUAAAAACAAUUAACAAUAAUUUUCCGCUUUUGCUUUCUACUAUGUAACACUUUAUAAACAUUCUUUAUUAGACAACCGGAUAUUAGACGAAGAGUCGUUCAUUAACGCACUCAAGGAGGACCAAGGACGGCCGACCAACAUGUCAUUGUUCGAUGAAAUAAGACUGAGCUUCUGUAACAUUUCCAAACACAAUAUAACUGACUUAAAUUCUUCUAGAAAUUUCGAUAAGAGCUGCGUACAUUGUGAUACUUUAUUAGUUAUGGCAUCAACACAAACAGAUGAAUAUGAACUUUGUAUAUGUUCUGAAACAGUAGAUAGUAAAAUGGUACCAAGUACAUUAGAUAUCGCAAUACAAACAGAUUCAGCACUAGCAGAAAAUGUGUCUUAUGUUAAUAACAAUAAUGUCGAAACUUGUAUCGACUGCAGUAAAUGUUUAGAAUGCGAAAAAUUAAAGGAAAAUGCAACCAAAUUAGAAAGUGACAUCCAACAUUCAAAUUUCACUAUCGCAGAAAUGCAAUCUGAGAUUGAUAGGUAUGAGGAAAAUGUGAUAAUUCUGCAGAAGAUGGCGGACGAAGAAUGCGAUGGAAAUAGAAAGUUAAAGGCAUUAAUAGAUAAUUUAAAAUUGAAUCUUGAAUUAAUUGAUUCCAAAUAUUCUGACCCAAGUGGGAAAUUCAACACGGUUUGCUGUGAGACAUGUAAUGCUCAAGUACAAACGGAAAGUGGUAAUCUUUGAUAUGUUAUAUAAAAUAGUAAAUGUUGAGGAUAUAUUUUAUAGUGUAGUAGGAUAUGGUUUGGUGCAUAUUUAUAAUAUUUUGAUUUGAAAUGGGUGUAUUAUUUAUUUCUUGUUUAUCAUAUAUAUUUAUUAGAUUAUGUAGUUUAUAUGUAUUGUCUAAAAUAAGAAGUUACGUCAUUAGGUUUUUCUUUACACAAUGUGUUGCUCUUUGUACGGCAAUAAAUGAAAACGCAUAUUCGGUAUCGCAUUUUCAGAUAUUCGACAUGACUUUCAUGCUUCUUCAAACUAAAUAAAAAAAAUUGUGUCAAUAAAUAAUUAAGGCACAACCUUUAACAAAAAUCUCAAAUAAAACUGUCAGUUGACGACAAGGUCAUGCAUAAUAAGAUGUUUUAAUGAAAUUAAACC
Molecule: messenger RNA, 2655 nt
Organism: Parnassius mnemosyne (clouded apollo)
Lineage: Eukaryota; Metazoa; Arthropoda; Insecta; Lepidoptera; Papilionidae
Source: the annotation of a GenBank genome assembly